Rangifer tarandus platyrhynchus (Svalbard reindeer) is the source of this 396-nucleotide messenger RNA. The record is from the annotation of a GenBank genome assembly. NCBI's taxonomy places the organism in Eukaryota, Metazoa, Chordata, Mammalia, Artiodactyla, Cervidae.
AUGGAGGCCACAUCCACCGCCAUGGGUUCAGAACCAGCUUCGCUGCCUUACCCCUUGAUCCCUGCUGUCUGUAUGCGACGGGCUUCUGGAGGUUUUCCCAGAGCGAGCCCUAGCUCUCAUCUCGGCUUGGAGCCUUCCCCCAUGCCCCACCCAGCUCGGCUGAGGUCUUGUCCUCUCGUGACUCCUUGCCGGAGGCCUGCCCCUGGCCUCGAUCUGGUUCUACCUGCCCCGGCUCCCAGAUGGGGCUCUCCACCUUUUCCCCUGCUGGGCAUCACGUCUCCCCUCCCCCCGGGUCCCUUGGAGGUCCAUGACUGCGUGCUGACUCUAAACUUGAGCAUGGCCUUGGUGGUGGAGGGGAUUUGGAGAGGAGGUCACUGUCCCAGCCUCCAGCCAUAG